AUGAGCAGGCGGGGAAGCCAGGGCCGGGCAGGGGCCGCUGUGCGGGAGCCAGCGCGCGGGAUCGCUGCUUCCGCCCGCCCAGCCCCGCGCCGGCGGGAGGCGACCCGCAGCUCCAGGCCCCGGGAGGCUUCUCCCCGCGAAGCCGGCCGAGGGGGCGCGGGCUGGGAGUCGCCGCGGCCGGGCGCUCUGGCGGCGUUUGCGCUCCGCAGCCGCGUGCGCGCCCCGCUCUCCCGGCGCCGUGUGGCUGCCCGAACCGCCCAGCGGCGCCUCGGAAGGGAGUUUCCAGCGGCUCCUUCGCUGCCGCCUCCCCGCCCCCCAUCCGGGUUCCCCUCGCCCCCCGCGAGGAGCUCCUCCUGCUCCUCCGCGUGCGCCCUCCGAGGGGCGCAGGCUCCCGCGCCCCCGGCUCCCCGCCCUCCCGCGAGACCCCGCGCCCCAGCGGGCGGCGCUUGCCGAGGGCAGGGGGCGGGAGGGGAGCGCCCGUCCGGGGGAGCCGCCCCCGCCGCCCUCCGCCGCCGCCCCGGCAGCCCGGCCUGCGCGCCUCCUCCCCGGCGCCCGCCCGCCUGCCCGCCCGCGGCGGCCGGAGCAGCGGCCAGCAGCAUGCUCUACUUCCAGAUGGUGAUCAUGGCAGGCACCGUGAUGCUGGCGUACUACUUCGAGUACACGGACACGUUCGCCGUGAACGUGCAGGGCUUCUUCUGUCACGACAGCGCCUACCGCAAGCCCUACCCGGGCCCGGAGGACAGCAGCGCCGUGCCGCCCGCGCUCCUCUACUCGCUGGCCGCCGGGGUCCCCGCGCUCGUGAUAAUAGUUGGAGAGACCGCGGUGUUUUGCCUACAACUAGCCACAAGGGAUUUUGAAAACCAGGAGAAAACGAUUUUAACCGGAGACUGUUGCUACAUAAACCCACUGGUGCGGAGGACUGUGCGGUUUCUCGGCAUCUACACGUUCGGCCUGUUCGCCACGGACAUCUUCGUGAACGCCGGGCAGGUGGUGACGGGGAACCUGGCGCCCCACUUCCUGGCCCUGUGCCGGCCCAACUACACGGCGCUGGGCUGCCAGCAGCUCACGCAGUUCAUCAGCGGCGAGGAGGCCUGCACGGGCGACCCCGAGCUCGUCCUCCGGGCCCGGAAGACCUUCCCGUCCAAGGAGGCGGCGCUCAGCGUCUACGCGGCCGUGUACCUGACGAUGUACAUCACCAGCACCAUCAAAGCCAAGGGCACGCGCCUCGCAAAGCCCGUCCUGUGCCUGGGCCUCCUGUGCUUGGCCUUCCUCACCGGCCUCAACAGAGUAGCCGAGCACCGGAACCACUGGUCGGACGUCAUAGCCGGCUUCCUGGUGGGGACAUCGAUAGCCGUGUUCCUGGUGGUGUGCGUGGUGAGUAACUUCAGGGGACGACACCCCGAGAGCGAGCACGCCCGCCCGGCGGACCUGGCGCACGCGCCGAUGAUCAGCAUCCCGCGGGUGGAGAGUCCGCUGGAAAAGAACCACAUCACCGCCUUCGCGGAAGUCACAUGAUACGGAAGCCGCCGGGGUUUCCCUGCACUGGACGUCGUCCCUUUUCACCGUCCAUUCCUAACACCCAAAGUUUGUCCGACUGCAGAAGGAGUUUCUCAAGUUGUCUAAUGAUUUCUAUAAGUUUAAAGUCAGUGUCAACGUGUCCGUUUCCCCCACUAGACUGUGAGCUCCUCAAAGGCAGGGCCGCGUCUCUCUUCUCCGGGUCCCCGGCACCUACAACAGCCUCGCACACAGUAGGUGUUCAGUUAACGUGGGAGGCCCGGGCGAGCCCCUUCAUUCUGAAAUAAAACACCCACUUGAGUUCUCAUAGAACCCCUGGGGCUGAGGGGCAAAGAAACCGCUACACACACAAGUCAGAUCUGUCUGAGAAAUCCCUCCGUUCGGGGCUAGUUACGCUUUUUAACUUUUCACGUUAAAAAGCUGAAGAGGAGGCCCCCCUUCCGCAGUUCGCCAUCUUUCCUGUGAAGUGGACUUCGAACGUCCCGGGGGUUUUUACUUUAUUCGUCCGCACGACACGAUGGCCACCCUGGCGGAGCUCCGCGUGCGACACGACUUUACUUUUAGAAAGUCUUGUUCUCUACGAAAAUCCUGUUUGCACACAGUAUUCCGCUCUAUUUCCCUGAAAACACCAUCCAUUCUGUACCUUCUAAGACUGGUGCUUCUGCUUUUGAAGGGGGAAAUGCCAAUUUGUACUGUAAUAAGUAAUGUAUCAUAAUUAAAAGCUAUUUAUUUGGA
Myotis myotis is the source of this 2250-nucleotide messenger RNA. RefSeq names its product phospholipid phosphatase related 5 (gene PLPPR5). The record is from RefSeq and is a predicted model, not a curated record. Gene Ontology annotation, biological process: signal transduction; phospholipid dephosphorylation; phospholipid metabolic process. NCBI's taxonomy places the organism in Eukaryota, Metazoa, Chordata, Mammalia, Chiroptera, Vespertilionidae. The transcript is spliced from 7 exons. Gene Ontology annotation, molecular function: phosphatidate phosphatase activity. The coding region runs from base 1 to 1515 and encodes 504 amino acids.